UUAACAUUGAAAGCAAUACAGCCAUGUGCUAGCGGCUCUAAGUUGAAAAUAAAUAUUAUUAUUUUCUAUAUUAUAAAAAUCGUUAUCCGAGAAACAUGGCACGUCGCCCAGAACAUUCUGCGCCACCAGAAAUAUUCUACAGUGAAGAUGAGGCGCGGAAAUACACUAACAACAGUCGCAUUAUCGAUAUCCAAGUACAGAUGUGUGAGCGAGCUAUUGAAUUGCUUGCUCUGCCGGAGGAUGAUAAUCAUCUUAUACUGGAUAUCGGAUGUGGCUCAGGAUUAUCGGGAAGCGUUCUAGAAGACCAGGGGCACGUUUGGAUUGGUGUUGAUAUUGCUAAAGCUAUGUUAGAUGUAGCAGUAGAGAGAGAAGUUGAAGGUGAUCUUCUGCUGGGAGAUAUGGGCCAGGGAAUGCCUUUCAAAGCUGGAACAUUUGAUGGAGCUGUCUCCAUUUCGGCGUUGCAGUGGCUUUGUAAUGCUGAUAAAAAAUCGCACGUACCACAAAAGCGAUUAUACCAAUUUUUCAGCACACUAUUUGCCUCUUUGACUCGCAACGCUCGGGCAGUGUUUCAGUUUUACCCUGAAAACGCAGAACAAGUAACUUUAAUUACAACACAGGCAAUGAAAGCUGGAUUCUAUGGAGGUUUAGUGGUUGACUAUCCGAAUUCUGCGAAAGCCAAAAAAUAUUUUCUAGUUCUGAUGACUGGCGGAUCGGUGAAACUGCCAGCUGCUUUAGGAACCGGUGAAGAUUCCAAUCAUGUUCCCUAUAGUCAAAAGCGCGAGUUGGCAAAAAAUUCCCGAGGAAAACCACUGAAAAAAUCCCGCGAUUGGAUAAUGCAGAAAAAAGAACGACGAAGGCAACAAGGUAGCGAAACCCGAAACGAUUCAAAAUACACGGCACGGAAACGAAGCGGGAAAUUUUAAUAAAAUGGUUUGUAGUUUUUGGAAAAUAUCUAUUCCUUAAACUAAAACAUUUCUUAAAUGUUUUAUUCAUAGUUUAUUACAUAACAUUUUCAUAGAAUCACAUUUCAAUUAAAGCAAUUACUAUUUACAACCGCA
Messenger RNA from Wyeomyia smithii (pitcher-plant mosquito), 1058 nucleotides. RefSeq names its product probable 18S rRNA (guanine-N(7))-methyltransferase. Gene Ontology annotation, molecular function: rRNA (guanine) methyltransferase activity. The transcript is spliced from 3 exons. The record is from RefSeq and is a predicted model, not a curated record. Gene Ontology annotation, biological process: rRNA (guanine-N7)-methylation. NCBI's taxonomy places the organism in Eukaryota, Metazoa, Arthropoda, Insecta, Diptera, Culicidae. Gene Ontology annotation, cellular component: nucleolus. The coding region runs from base 96 to 923 and encodes 275 amino acids.